AGCAGCUUUAUCGCCGUCUCACACCGUCGUCUUGAAAAGACGUUGCGGCUCUGCUCUAACGCUCACCUCUAAUCGCUGUUCCUUACUUAAUCUUUUAUUUCUAGUAUAUCUCUUCUUCUGCUAUCGCUUGUCACCAUGGAUGCCGAUCGCAAAGCAGACAAGACGUCUGGCACCCCCAGCAAGUCAGAGGCGGCAGUGAAGGGCGCGAAGCCGUCGGUGGCGGUCCCUGCUGGUGGUGCUGGCGGCGGUGGGACCCCCGCCUAUGCCGGUGCAGACGGCGUGCCCUUGUCGCAGCCGAUGCCGAUGCCGGCCCCGAUGAUGCCCUACUACGGUCAGUACGCCGCGAUGUACGCCAUGCCGCCCGGUGCGGGCCCGAUGGGCUUCCCGAUGCAGCCGCCACCGAACGGAGGCGCGCCGCCCAUGUGGAUGCCGGGGAUGGUCCCCGUCCCACCGCAGGCCGGCAGCCCGAGCCAGCCGAUGGCGGCGCAGCCCUACGCAGCCCCCUACGGUGCCGGUGCCCAGCCGCUCAUGUACGUGCCGAUGCCCUACAGCUAUCCGCCGUACAUGUCCGGGCCGUCUCCCGCAACGAUGGGGACCCCUUUCCACGGACAGCCGGUGAAGUCACCGGGGCAAGGCGCCGCCCCGCCGUACGGUGCCGUUGCUGCGGGUGCCGCCGUGGCUGCCCACCCGCACCCCGCCCCCACGGAGCCGGCCAUCAUUUCUCCGCCCUCGGUGCCCUCUCCUGUGAGCCCGAGCGCCGCCGCUACCGCUGCCGCGGCUGCCGCACCGGCGGUGACCCCCAUCGAGUACGUCGUGAUGCCGCUGAUGCCGAACACGAUGCUGCCCCCGGGCGAUCCCUUCUGCCCUGCUGGAGUGACGGUGUCGUCGCAGUACGCCGUCUCGUCGCUGCCCAUCCGCACCUCCGCCGUGCCGGAUCGCGCGCUGACGAACGGCGUCCAUAAGCCUGUGAACCCUGCCCCGUCUACCGCGAAGCCAGAGACGACAACGUCGCCUGCGUCUGCGACGACCGCGGCUGCAGCCCCAGCCACCGCUUAA
This is a messenger RNA of Leptomonas pyrrhocoris, 1056 nucleotides long. RefSeq lists its product as hypothetical. NCBI's taxonomy places the organism in Eukaryota, Euglenozoa, Kinetoplastea, Trypanosomatida, Trypanosomatidae. The coding region runs from base 136 to 1056 and encodes 306 amino acids. The transcript has a single exon. The record is from RefSeq and is a predicted model, not a curated record.